This is a messenger RNA of Monoraphidium neglectum, 1149 nucleotides long. RefSeq lists its product as hypothetical. NCBI's taxonomy places the organism in Eukaryota, Viridiplantae, Chlorophyta, Chlorophyceae, Sphaeropleales, Selenastraceae. Gene Ontology annotation, molecular function: protein kinase activity; ATP binding. Gene Ontology annotation, biological process: signal transduction; protein phosphorylation. The record is from RefSeq and is a predicted model, not a curated record. The coding region runs from base 1 to 1149 and encodes 382 amino acids. Gene Ontology annotation, cellular component: cytoplasm. The transcript has 5 exons.
AUGGUCAAGCACGUCCACCACCGCGGCUACGUCCAUGGCAACCUAUGGAGCGCGGCGCUGUUCCCCGCCAGCGACGGCCGCGUGAAGGUCGGCGCGUUCAAGAACUGCCGACAGAUGGCGGCCGGCGCGGACCACCUGGACGCCCGGGAGGCCGCGAGCAUAUCGCCGCGCCAGCCGCGCUGGACGGCGCCCGAGGCGCUGCGGCCGGGCGGCGCGGUCGGGGCGGCGUCGGACGUGUACAGCUUCGGUAUUGUGAUGUACGAGGUGCUGACGUGGCGCAAGCCGUUUGGCGGGCUGGCAGAUGAAGAGGUGCGCACGGCCGUGGUGUCCCAAGGGCGGCGGCCGGCGCUGCCGCCGGACGGGGAGCUGCCCGGGGCGCCGGGGGGGCGGGCGCUGGAGCUCUACAGGGCCCUAAUGGAGGUCAGGGGGCGGGACUGCUGGGCGGCGGACCCAGGCGCGCGCCCGACGUUUACAGUGGUGGCCGAGCGGCUCAGGGCCGUCGCCCGCGAGGGCGCCCCCUCGGCGCCCUUCGGCCCCUUGAGCGGCGAUGGCGCCGCGUCCUGGCCCAGGCGCGCUCCGCCGCGCAGUGCGGAGGCGGACGGCGCGCGGCCCGCGGAGCGGGCCCGGAGCGCGCCUGCGGCCGCUGCUGCUGCCGCCGCGGCAGCCGUGGCGGCGGCGGCGGCGGCUGCGGCGGAGGAGGAGGAUACAGAGGCGGAGGCGGCGCAGCUGUCGACGCGCGGCCCCUCACUUAGCCGCCUGAGCCCGUUUGCGCGGGCCUCUGCACCGCCCGACGCGCUCGCGGCGGCCCUGGGGCCGCCCUCCCCAAACAGCAGCAGCGGUAGCAGCGGGUGGAGCGCGACCGACCGCUCAGAAAUAGACGGCGGCGGCGGCCUCUUCGGGGCCGACGCGUGGGGCGCGCCGCCGCCGCAGCCGGCCCCCGCCUCCGGCUCCGACUGCUGGAAUUCCAAUGACCCGAGCAGCGCAGGGACAAUAAGGACCGGGCCCUCAGUCCGGCUGGGCGCGGGCGCCGCGGCGGCCCUCAGCGGCGCGGCGGCGCUGGGUGCGCACGGCGCGGGGGAGGGGGACGGGCCGUUCUUUGAUGCGAUGGUUGUGGCGGCCAACCCCUGCUCGGGGGCCGCCAGCUUUUAG